Messenger RNA from Eurytemora carolleeae, 1080 nucleotides. RefSeq lists its product as uncharacterized. The coding region runs from base 211 to 1080 and encodes 289 amino acids. The transcript has 10 exons. NCBI's taxonomy places the organism in Eukaryota, Metazoa, Arthropoda, Copepoda, Calanoida, Temoridae. The record is from RefSeq and is a predicted model, not a curated record.
UGUCACAUAAACUUUUUAUAACCCUGUACCCAACGAGGUUAUAGUGUAUAGAGUGAUAAUGUACGCUAACCAACGUUUACAUUUUUAAGAAUAUAUGCAUCAAUAUGACAAUAAGCACUGCGCAUGACAUGUAGCUUUCCUAACUAAUAUUUUUCAGAAAAAUAGUUUCACAUUAUAAAAUAUACCGAAGCGCUCGUAGUUUUCAAGGAAAUGAAUUACCCCCCUGUAAAUAUGAGGGAAAGAGAAGAGACCCGCCGGGUUCAAGAUACAAACAACCAGUUGCUAGGCGCAGAUGUUGAUAAAAGACGACAAUCAGAGACUCUAAAACCGGUUCCCACGAAGAGGUUUUCUAUGGGAGUUGAGCUAUCUAAACUUAAGGGUCUUGCUCAACUACGGAGUGAUUUUUUGGGGCUCAAUUUGCAACCUGCAGAUAGUUCUAGUAUUGAGGAUUCGAAUGAAGAGAAAGAAGAGGAAAAAGUUGAUCUUCCAGAACUUAACUUGGAAACAUUGAAAUCUAUUCAGUUCGCUCUUAACAACUCAAUACUUACACAGGUUGAAAGUUUGAACGAGGAAACCCUGAGCAGUUACCUUGAGUACCUGGAGUACAACUAUCCUCUUAAUCCGGAGGAUUGGACCAGGUUGGAGACAGGGAGCAGAGAACUGAUCAAGGAUGCUCCAAAGCUUCAGGUUUCCUCUCUCCAGGUCCACUGUGAGAACGAUAAGUUCUUGAAGAAGUAUUUGAAAGCUCGAGUUUAUUUCUUCAAUUCUCCUUCAUAUUUUCUAGAAACAAAUUAUCAGGAAAAUGACGGGAACAUUGUAUUUUCAUCUCUGGGUUCCCUUUUAACCCCUGGAAUACCAAAUCCUUUACUCAGGAUAGAGGUUUAUAAGUUGAGCAGGAAGACCAAUAAAGAUAAGCUAGUGAGUUCUACACAACUUAGGCUCAGUGAGAUCCCGAAUAAUACUCAAAUAAUGCGGGUUCUAGAUCUGAAUACAACAAAUACAUCAGGAUUAACUAUCAGCUUCGGAAACCAGAAAUCAAACCAUUUAUAUCUUACAGGUAUAGAUAAUUUAAGAGAAUAA